CGCGCGUUUCCCGGCCACCGGCGGCGAGAUCAAGCAAGCAUCUUCUCUUCUCAUCAGCAAAGAAGAGGAUCCAGUGCGAGGAUCAUUGCGAGAGAAAUUCACCAGUUUCUAAUCAUCAAUGUCAGUGUUGACGAACUUGCGGCCGCUGUUGCCGACUCUGCAUCCGCGCUGACUCUGCAAGAGGCGGACGCUCCAUCCUCGUCGGGGCAGGAGGAGGAGUUGCUCCCAUCAUCGGAAAUCACUUCCAGUCCAGGGACACUGCCGCCGCAUAGCACCACCGAUGGAUCCUCGAGCUCCUUCCCAUCCAGCGAGGAGGAGCUUGCGGCAGGUGCUGCCGGGUCUACAUCGUCUGAACAAUUGAGCGCUGCCAGUCCAAGUAGUGUGCUGCGUUUGCAUGCCACGGCUGAGGAGUCUUCAACAUCGGCUUCAUUUGUCGGGCCUUCCAUUCUGUUGUCUACACCUCGAAUUGGUACCAGGACUUUUACAUGAGGACGGAUCGGAAGGGAUAUCUCCACAUGUAUCCUGAUCUGGGCGGACCGUUUGGAAGCUUCCAGGAAGCUGAAGCUGCUAUCAACCGCUAUCUCGACGAACGGCGGCUCCUAGAAAUGUACAACUUCUACACUCUGCUCUACCUUCAUCUCUCCAUUGCAAGCAUUGGUCAGUUCAACCCCCACCCCUCCUUUCACCCAACACAUGAACUCAAAGAUUUUGUGAGCUGGGACUGGGUGUAUGAGAACGCUAAGACUUACUAUCAUUUUAACUUCACAACGAAGGCGAACAAAGCUGAUGACGUCAAUCUAUUCUUUGCUGAAGUGAUGUGGAUAAAAAUUGGUUAUGCGGUCACCUGUUGUUGCGUGAUCACACCUAAUGAUCAUGGUUGUUGCUAUGGUUGCACUAGUACUAAGCAGAAGAUUAUACACCCAAAUAAUAAUCGUGCAUACAUUGGAGGGCAUGUGUGGGGAAAUAUGCCAUUUGGAGGUGAUGACUCUAGUGAUGAUGAGGAUGAUGAGGCUUUUGUGGCCAGACUAAGGUUUUUUUUAAGGGGCAGUGAAGAGGCGUUGGCGGACAAUUAA
This is a messenger RNA of Panicum hallii, 1073 nucleotides long. RefSeq lists its product as uncharacterized. The record is from RefSeq and is a predicted model, not a curated record. The coding region runs from base 486 to 1073 and encodes 195 amino acids. Lineage: Eukaryota; Viridiplantae; Streptophyta; Magnoliopsida; Poales; Poaceae. The transcript has 6 exons.